Anas platyrhynchos (mallard) is the source of this 8886-nucleotide messenger RNA. RefSeq names its product LDL receptor related protein 5 (gene LRP5). The record is from RefSeq and is a predicted model, not a curated record. NCBI's taxonomy places the organism in Eukaryota, Metazoa, Chordata, Aves, Anseriformes, Anatidae. Gene Ontology annotation, biological process: nervous system development; canonical Wnt signaling pathway. Gene Ontology annotation, molecular function: Wnt-protein binding; Wnt receptor activity.
CGUCUCCAGCGCCUCCCCCCUUGCCCGCCUCCCUCCCCGCCGAGCGCAGCGCCCCGAGCAUGGAGCCUGCCUGAGACGCUCCGGCGGCUGCUGCUGCGGCACAACAUGGAGGCGGCGGCGCCGCCGCUCCUGCUGCUGCUGCUGCGCCUCCUGGCCGCCUCCCUGCUUCGCUGCCAGCCCGGCCCGGCCGGGGCAUCUCCCUUCCUGCUUUUUGCCAACCGUCGGGACGUUCGACUCGUGGAUGCUGGAGGCACGAAGCUGGAGUCCACUGUGGUGGUCAGUGGUUUAGAGGAUGCUGCUGCGGUUGACUUCCAGUAUUCGCAAGGCAUCGUUUUCUGGACAGAUGUGAGUGAAGAAGCCAUCAAGCAAACCUACAUUAACCAAACUGGGAAUGUGGUGCAGAAUGUCAUCAUUUCUGGUCUGGUUUCCCCGGAUGGCCUGGCAUGUGAUUGGAUUGGGAAAAAACUUUACUGGACAGACUCAGAAACCAAUAGGAUAGAAGUAGCUAAUCUCAAUGGAACAUCCAGAAAAGUCCUCUUCUGGCAAGACCUUGAUCAGCCCAGGGCAAUAGCUUUGGAUCCGGCUCAUGGAUACAUGUAUUGGACUGACUGGGGGGAAACACCCAGAAUAGAACGGGCAGGAAUGGACAGCAGCACACGAAAAAUAAUUGUUGAUUCAGAUAUCUAUUGGCCAAAUGGACUCACAAUUGAUCUUGAUGAGCAGAAACUUUACUGGGCUGAUGCAAAAUUAAGUUUCAUUCACAGAGCGAAUCUGGAUGGUUCCUUUAGGCAAAAGGUGGUUGAAGGUAGUCUUACUCAUCCGUUUGCACUGACGUUGUCUGGGGACACUUUGUAUUGGACGGACUGGCAGACGCGCUCCAUUCAUGCCUGCAACAAAAGGACGGGAGAGAAAAGGAGAGAAAUACUAUCUGCCCUGUAUUCGCCAAUGGACAUCCAGGUCUUAAGUCCUGACCGGCAGCCCUACUUUCACACUCCAUGCGAAGAAAACAAUGGUGGUUGCUCCCAUCUGUGCCUGCUAUCUCCCAGAGACCCCUUCUACAGCUGUGCUUGUCCCACUGGUGUGCAGCUAGAAGAUGAUGGCAGGACAUGCAAAUCAGGUGCUGAAGAAGUCUUGCUGCUUGCUAGAAGGACGGACUUGAGAAGGAUUUCCUUGGACAUGCCGGAUUUCACUGACAUUAUUCUGCAGAUAGACAACAUCAGACAUGCAAUAGCCAUAGACUACGAUCCCGUGGAAGGCUACAUCUACUGGACCGAUGAUGAUGUCCGGGCAAUUCGUCGGGCGUACCUUGAUGGCUCUGGAGCACAGACUCUGGUAACCUCAGAAAUCAACCAUCCAGAUGGUAUUGCGGUGGACUGGGUGGCAAGGAACCUGUAUUGGACUGACACUGGAACAGACCGCAUUGAAGUGACCCGGUUGAAUGGGACAUCAAGAAAGAUCCUUAUCUCAGAAAACCUAGAUGAACCUAGAGCAAUUGUGCUCAAUCCUGUAAUGGGCUACAUGUAUUGGACAGACUGGGGUGAAAGUCCAAAGAUAGAGUGUGCUUAUUUGGAUGGCUCAGAGAGGAGAGUUCUGGUGAACACCUCCUUAGGUUGGCCUAAUGGCUUGGCACUGGAUCUUGAAGAGGACAAACUUUACUGGGGAGAUGCAAAAACAGAUAAAAUCGAGGUCAUAAAUGUUGAUGGAACAAUGAGGAAAACCCUCCUAGAAGAUAAACUUCCACAUAUAUUUGGGUUCACACUGCUAGGAGAUUACAUCUACUGGACUGACUGGCAGAGACGAAGCAUUGAAAGAGUUCACAAGAUAAGGGCUAGCAGAGACAUUAUUAUUGAUCAGCUGCCAGACUUAAUGGGCCUUAAAGCAACAAGUGUUGCCAAAGUGUUUGGAACUAAUCCAUGUGCAGAGAACAAUGGAGGCUGCAGCCAUCUAUGUUUCUUUACGCCCCAGGAGACCAGGUGUGCCUGUCCCAUUGGCCUUGAGCUGUUGAGUGACAUGAAGACUUGCAUCAUUCCUGAAGCCUUCUUAGUUUUCACAAGCAGAGCAGCCAUUCAUAGGAUUUCCCUUGAAACCAAUAAUAAUGAUGUUGCUAUUCCUCUAACUGGAGUCAAAGAGGCAUCUGCUCUGGAUUUUGAUGUCUCUGAUAACAGAAUCUAUUGGACUGAUGUUAGUUUGAAGACUAUAAGCCGAGCUUUCAUGAACGGGAGCUCUGUUGAACACGUGAUUGAAUUUGGGCUAGAUUAUCCUGAGGGAAUGGCUGUAGACUGGAUGGGAAAGAACCUGUACUGGGCAGAUACUGGAACCAACCGAAUUGAAGUAGCCCGCCUGGAUGGACAGUAUAGGCAGGUCCUUGUGUGGAAGGACUUGGACAAUCCACGGUCUUUGGCUCUUGAUCCUACCAAAGGGUACAUGUACUGGACAGAAUGGGGAGGUAAACCUAGGAUUGUUCGAGCAUAUAUGGAUGGAACAAACAGCAUCACUUUGGUGGAUAAAGUGGGUCGUGCCAAUGACCUCACUAUUGAUUAUGCAGACCAAAGGCUAUAUUGGACUGACUUAGACACCAGCAUGAUUGAAUCGUCAAAUAUGCUAGGACAAGAACGAGAAAUCAUAGCAGAUGAUCUACCUCAUCCAUUCGGAUUAACCCAAUACAGUGACUACAUCUACUGGACAGACUGGAAUCUUCACAGCAUAGAAAGAGCAGACAAGACCAGUGGGAAGAACCGGACACUUAUUCAGGGCCAUCUGGAUUUUGUGAUGGAUAUAUUGGUCUUCCAUUCUUCACGUCAGGAUGGCUUGAAUGAUUGUGUGCAAAAUAAUGGCCAUUGUGGUCACUUGUGCCUUGCCAUACCAAACGGAUUUAGGUGCGGCUGUGCUGCUCACUAUACCUUGGAUCCCAACAGCAGGAACUGUAGUUCCCCUACCAGUUUCCUGUUAUUUAGUCAGAAGUCUGCAAUCAGCCGAAUGAUACCAGAUGAUCAGCAAAGUCCAGAUAUCAUCCUGCCUAUGCAUGGUCUAAGGAACGUGAAGGCUAUUGAUUAUGAUCCCUUAGAUAAACUGAUCUACUGGGUAGAUGGACGUCAGAAUAUUAUAAAAAGAGCCAAAGAUGAUGGCACUCAGCCUUUUACUGUCAUGAGUUCUCCAAACCAAAGCCAGAAUCCCGAGAAGCAGCCACAUGACCUCAGCAUUGAUAUAUACAGCCAUACCUUAUACUGGACCUGUGAGGCCACAAAUUCAGUCAAUGUCCACAGACUGAACGGCGAGUCAAUUGGGAUGGUGCUGCGAGGAGAUCACGACAAGCCCAGAGCCAUUGUGGUGAAUGCAGAGCGAGGGUACAUGUACUUCACCAACAUGCAAGAGCGAGCUCCCAAGAUUGAGCGUGCAGCCCUCGAUGGCACAGAGAGAGAAGUGCUUUUUACCACUGGGUUGAUCCGCCCCGUAGCAUUGGUGAUUGACAACAAACUUGGAAAGCUUUUCUGGGUGGAUGCAGAUCUGAAGCGCAUCGAAAGCUGUGACUUGUCAGGUGCUAACCGCGUGACCCUGGAGGACUCCAACAUCCUUCAGCCGAUGGGACUGACAGUGCUGGGGAAUCACCUGUACUGGAUUGAUCGUCAGCAGCAGAUGAUUGAGAGAGUGGAGAAAACUAACGGAUACAAAAGGACUAGAAUUCAAGGCCGAAUCGCUCACCUAACAGGCAUUCAUGCUGUGGAAGAACUCGAUAUGGAGGAAUUCUCUGCACAUCCAUGCUCCCGUGACAAUGGUGGGUGUUCGCACAUCUGCAUUGCCAAAGGGGAUGGGACUCCAAGAUGUUCAUGUCCAGAGCACCUUGUGCUUCUACAGAAUCUCUUAACUUGUGGAGAACCUCCAACUUGUUCCCCAGACCAAUUUACCUGUGCAACUGGAGAAAUUGACUGUAUCCCAAUGGCGUGGCGAUGUGAUGGAUUUCCAGAGUGUGAUGACCAGAGUGAUGAAGAUAGUUGCCCCAUAUGCUCUGCGUCCCAAUUCCAGUGUGAGAAAGGACAAUGUAUUGAUGCACAUUUGCGGUGUAAUGGAGAAAUUGACUGCCAAGAUAAAUCUGAUGAAGUGGAUUGUGAUACACUUUGUCUGCCCAAUCAGUUCCGAUGUGCCAGUGGCCAGUGCAUCCUCCUGAAGCAACAGUGUGACUCCUUUCCAGAUUGCAUCGAUGGAUCUGAUGAGCUCAUUUGUGAGAAAACAAAACCAGCCUCAGAUGAACCACAACCCCACAGCAGUGCCAUCGGUCCUGUCAUUGGGAUAAUACUGUCCCUAUUUGUCAUGGGAGGAAUGUACUUUGUUUGCCAGCGAGUGGUGUGUCAGCGCUAUGCCGGGCCCAAUAGCCCCUUUCCACAUGAGUACGUCAGUGGAACCCCUCACGUCCCUCUUAACUUUAUCGCUCCAGGAAGUUCUCAGCAUGGCACUUUUACUGGUAAGGAUGGCAUCUCUUGUGGAAAGUCUAUGAUUAGCUCCAUGAGCCUCAUGGGAGGAAGCAGUGGUGCCCCCUUGUAUGACAGAAAUCACGUUACUGGAGCUUCUUCUAGUAGCUCAUCCAGCACUAAAGCCACUUUCUACCCUCAGAUCUUGAACCCACCUCCAUCCCCAGCUACUGAUCGCUCCCUAUAUAAUGCAGAGAUGUUCUAUUCCUCAAACAUUCCUUCAACCACGAGAUCUUACAGGCCUUACCUUAUACGAGGGAUAGCUCCACCCACAACCCCAUGCAGCACAGAUGUGUGUGACAGUGACUAUACUACCAGCCGAUGGAAGGCCAACAAAUACUAUAUAGAUUUAAAUUCAGACUCAGACCCUUAUCCCCCUCCACCCACACCUCGCAGCCAGUAUAUGUCGGCAGAAGAAAGUUGCCCUCCAUCUCCUGCCACAGAACGAAGCUAUUUUCACCUCUACCCCCCUCCACCCUCUCCUUGUACAGACUCCUCAUGACCUCAACAGAAGGAACUUUUCCUGUAAAUAUUUUUAAAUAUGAACAGAUUUAAAAUAUAUAUUUUAUGAUUUAAAGUUAAAUAGGGGUGGGAUUUUUUUAAAAAAAAAUGUGAAUAAAAAUGGGUGGGAGGGAUGGGGCUGUGAAAAUUGUACAGAGGAAGAAUAUUUAUAAAAUUGAUUUUUUUAACUUAAUUUCCAUUCUUUUGUGCCAUAUUUGCCUUUUGAAAUCUUGGAACUGAGUUAAUCUCCAAAGGACUGGAGGGUGGGGGGAGGAUGUUGAGCUUUUUUGAAUUGUGUCACCUUUUUAUAUGCAAAAUGUGUGUAAUUAUUUUUGCUAAUGUGAGAAAACAAAGUUAAGUGGCUUGUGGGAGGAGGACACUAAAGAAAGACUAAUAUUCAUGGAAAAGACAUGCUUAAAUGUCUUGUUUGUCAGUAUCUCAUCCUUUCUCCACCACUGGGUCAAAACAUGCAAAGAGUACCACCGUCAUAUGCUCCUAUUUCAAGUGAGCUGAAUGCUUCCCAGCAGAAUGUGUAUACAGAGACUUGGAUUUUGAACCUCACUCUCCAUUUGCUCAGCACUGAACUGAAAGAGUCCUCAAUUUAGCCAAACCUUCCAGCUUAAUUAUGCCCACAGUUGUGUCCUAACUGAUGCCAACAGUGCCUGUUAUCAGUUCUGGAACUGAGUCUAGCUAAAAAGAUAUCCAGCCCCCAAAAGCUUAUUUUAGCUCCAGUCAGUUCCCCACUUUGAAUGUGUGGUAGUAAAAGCAGUUACACUGACCUGUCAUAGAGAUCAAGGGGCUCUUAAUGUAGUUUUUAAGCAGAGAGAAAUGCCUGAUGAGCUACAGCUUUGCUCAGACUCACCAGUUUUAAUGGUGAUGAAACCAGGCUCCUUCAUCCUUUUCUAGCGGCCACUUCCCUGUGAGGCUUUGGUGACUUGUCUGAGAAGGAGCUGUGAUAGUCAACUGCUUCUCAAAAACCAGUGGUACUUCAGUUUUUACCCAGAAGUCCAGUAAUUCACUGUGCUGUGUCUCUGAGGUGUUUACGUGUGUUGAACUGAUCAGAGAAUUGCUUCGUCUUUGAUGUUCAUUUCACAAAGUGGGAUGAUACAGUGACCUGUGUUCAUUUAAAUGAGAAAGCUGUUGCUUAUUAAUCUGUGUUUGUAGAAAACAUUACCUGCCUAGCUCAAAAACAAAACGCCUGCCAUUUGAACAAUUUAGUCAUGUCAUCAAAAUUUUCCACCAAAUUUGUUCAGGUUUAGAAACAUAAAAAGCACAGGAAUUAGAGAAGACAUAUUUCUAAUUCUCUUAAUAACAAUAAAACAACAAAACUCUCCAACAAACUGCUGUAUCCUCAGGACACCAUGAUCAGUGAAGUGCUCAUGCUUCCAGCUCCUACCAAAAAAACCCUUUGUGAAUGCGGGGCUAGAAUCUGUGCCUUUAACAACAUUUUUUUUUUUUUUUGUUGCUUUGAUUCUUCUCUUGCUGUAACAACAAGGAUUGGGUAUUGCGUGUCACUCACAAAUCCAGCUCUGAUGAUGAUAAUGUGAGUGCCUACCUGGACAUCUGAGGGAAGAUCUGAAUAUGCAGACCUGCACCUGUUUCUGCAGCUGCUGAGUAACAGACGUGUUGGGUCUUUGACAGCUUUAAUAUUGGUGGCAAUGAUGAAAAAUUUUUCUUUUUUGAAUUUAAUUCAAAAUUGAGUUGGGGUCUUAGGGGCUGGGACUACAGUGUUCUGAUCCAGUUUGUGUUUACAGAUUUGUUAGUCCAGAUCUGUCUCCCGACCUACGUUGCUCAAGGAUAAUAUUUGUACUGGCACUGGUGUAUUACUGAAACUUUUUAAGUAGCCUUUAUUAACUUCAUGGCUGAGAUUCACGUUUGGCAAAAAGAUAAUGCCCACCAUUUUCUUUGUGGAGAAAAAUACAGAAUUGGAGAAUACAGUAUUGGAGAUAGGAGUUUAAGAACAGGUUAUCUUCUCCCAUCCCCUUUCAACAUUAGUAACUAUAGCGUGCCAGGAGAGACAAGGCCAUAGCUUGUAACUCUAAGGAUGACUUGGCAGACCUCUGAAAAAGUGUCAAUGAUUUUUUUUUAUUUUUUUAUUUUUUUUUAAAAAAAAGAACACUUUCAUGUGAUCAUGUUUCAGUGAACUAAAUCAUGACUUUAGAUCCACAGAUAUUUUAUGUAUCACAUCAGUCAUAUGAAGGAAUACUUGUUCUGCGUUACAGCAGUUGGUCUAAUUUCACAUCAUCUGUAGUUCUGUGUGUAACCAUUUGCCACUUACAAUGAAUGCAUUAAUUGUUUCAUGUUAGAGUUCUAGCUUAGGACCACAUCACUAAUUUUCCUGUGUUCCUGUGAUGACACUGGAUGAAAAAUUACUUUGUUUUUUUAAUUAAACCACUGGUCAUUUUAAAGAGCCACAACUGUAGCAGUCCUAACCACUUCAUCUUGUAUCCUAGUACAAAGUUUGGAGUUGAGUCCAAGAAAAUUAUCGGUCUUACUAAGAAUUAAACUGUCUUAAGGGUCAAAUUCUUUUGGGCCUUAGGUAUUCAGUAGGAAGCAAUCACUUUCUGAAUGGAAUGAAUUAAGCAUGAAUGAAUGAAUUCUUUUAUUUCAGUUGGACAUUUAGAUCCUCUUGCUGCUGAUAUUUGAUGAGAAAUCACUUCAUCUGAGGGACUUGAGGUUUUGUGAUCAGAGUCCAAGUCCCUCUCUGUUCCAUACUAUUGCUUAAAAGCCUUUCUAAAAAGAACUUGUAUGCAAAUUUAGCAUCAAAACAUUUAAAUACUAAAAUAUUACUUUUGAUUGCUGUAGGCCUACUACCAUAUAAUGGAUUAAUGCAGUCCUGGUGUCAGAAAAUAUAUUUGAAUAAGAGGAGCUACUUCUCCCCAGAAGUAUCUCUCAGCAAAUUUUUAGUAAAGUGUGGUUUCUAUCCUGUGAACUUUCAGGCUAAAACUUCAAAAACAGAUGCUAGUUUCUUCUAGAUCAGGACGAGGGAAAGAGUUGUAUGGAAUUAUUGAAUGCAUAUGAUGAAUUGUAGCAUUUCAGGGCUAAACAGGAAAUAAGUGGGGAAGAGCUGUCUAAUUGAGGUUUAAGCAUAAUUCCACUACUGCAAAAAUGUAGUCUGAGAAAGCAGGCUGAAAUAUCCCAGGAGUUCUGCCCUGAGAACCUGCAGGGGAAUGCAUGCAACUAGACUAUCUGUGUGAACUUGUGAGUACUUGUAUCAGUUUAUUCAAAUGUUUUCCAAGCCCAUUAUGACUACAUAUCACCACUUAAAGCAGCUCAGGAUGUAAUAUAGAACAGUGUCUGGAUGGCAGCUAGUGAUAGGCAAAUGAUCUGGUUGGUUCAGUGUCACGUUGAAAGGACAGAUGUCCUAGCAGCUGAUUUGCCUUCCAGUGCAGUCAUAAAAGCUGCUACUGGGGACAUCUUCUCUUUUUGUCCUGUUCGCAGAACAGAUGUAGCAGCAGUGUGAAACUGUAAGAUAAAUAGGCAGACUUAAAAUUAAAUCAUGGUCUUCAGAACUGAAGUAUCCUUUAAUUUCAAGUAAAGGGUUUGUGUAAGUUAUGCAUGGACUUCAACUGGACUGAUCAACAGACACUGCACCCUGAAAUUUACAAUGGGUGUCAUUGAUUUGUUCACGACUGCUGGAUGAUCUUGAGGAAACUUUGUUUGCACUGCCUAGUUGUUUUAGUGUUUCAAUUUGCCUGCUUGGACAGAUUGCUAAAGAGCACUCAAGCUAAGAUUAAGUCUGUAUGUACAACAAACUGUGUUUUCUUUAGAAUAACGUCAGAGUACAAAAUGUCCCAAAAACGAACUUGUGCCAUUAUCAUCAUGAUCUAAAGAGGAAAAGUGAAAUAAUUGAAAAUUUUCUUCUCUUUCAAUAAUGGGUUUGACUUUUUGGUAAUAAAGUUUGAUCACUCUGGUUUGCAAA